GUGAGUGCGCCUCUCUCUCAGCAGCAUGGGUAUUGAUCUCGUGGCCGGUGGCCGCCGUGUCGGGCACAAGGUCCGCACGUCGCCCAAGUCGGACAAUGUGUACCUCGGACUGCUGGUGAAGCUGUUCAGGUUCCUUGCCCGGAGGACGGACAGCGCCUUCGCUAACGUCGUUCUCAAGCGUCUGUACAUGUCCAAGACCAACCGUGCACCCCUGUCCCUCUCUCGCCUGGCGCGGUACAUGAGGAACAAGGAGACCAGCACGGCGGUACUUGUGGGAACCGUUACGGACGAUGUCCGUCUCCUCGAGGUGCCCAAGCUGUCCGUGUGCGCUCUCAGGUUCACCGAGACCGCCCGCGCCCGUAUCCUCGCUGCUGGCGGAGAGUGCAUCACCUUCGAUCAACUGGCGCUCCGCGCCCCCAAGGGCACCAACACCGUGCUCCUGCGCGGCCCGAAGAACGCCCGCGAGGCUGUGAGGCACUUCGGCCACAGGACCACCGUCAACAACUUGCACACCCACGACUCCGUCAAGCCGUACAUCCGGUCCAAGGGCCGCAAGUUCGAGAAGGCCCGUGGUCGCCGCAGGUCCAACGGAUUCAAGAUCUAAUUUUCCUACCUUUGGCAAGUGGAAGGCGUCACUGCGGUUCUCCGCAUCCGUUGCAUGGCGUGCUGCAUGGUGUUGAGGCUCACGAGGCGCCUGGACUGGAGGGAGGGGGGGGGAAGGAUUUGAUGGGGGUUUUCGAACGUUGUUCUUGAGACUCCUGUCUUGCCUCUCGGCUGGCUAUAAAAUCAAACGCAUGCUUGGCGUGAUUAUACAUUGGAAAGGGUAACUCGCAUCAGUUGACACGCUCACCAGCGUCAACAGCAGCGGGUGUGAGUAGCCUGAACGCGGGCGUCUAGGCUGCUCUCAGCGCCGUUUUGCCUUAUUUCCACACAAGACACGACGUGCAGUCUACCAUCAACUCCAGAGCUGUCGUUGCACUCAUGCUGCCCGGGAACCCAUGCUUGAACUCAGAACGUGCACACGGAUUGCAGGCACAUGGAGCGAGCCGUGGUUGCCCGUGUGAUCUUGUCUUCUACAUACCAGCCGAAGUCGUCACAUUUGACCCAACCCGCUCGGCGUCUGUGAUUUCUUGCAUAUUCAGCCGAGAAAAACAACGUAGUUUGCUUUCGGCCGCCCCGUGUCACGGCUGUGUGGAACGUACUGGUCUGGAGACGACGAUCUCGGCACCAUUCGAUUUUCAGAGAAAAAUCACCUGGAUUACCCGCCUCUUCGUAGUGCACCUACCAUACUCGACGAAGGAGUUGGGGAAAGCGGACCCAGGGAGGUCAGGUGUAAGAAGGACGGACGUGCGGACGACCUAUUCUCAAGCUUGGUAGAGCUUUUGGGUCUCUCACCCAUACGUGAUUUUUUCUGUCCCGAGGAUGGAUGCCCAAUUUUUGCACCUCUUC
Ectocarpus siliculosus is the source of this 1449-nucleotide messenger RNA. Lineage: Eukaryota; Phaeophyceae; Ectocarpales; Ectocarpaceae. The record is from the annotation of a GenBank genome assembly.